AUGGUCAAGGCGGCGCAGAAGUAUGGCGCGCGAUGUGAGGUGAGACUCGCGUCCAAAGAAGUCAGGGAUGCGAUGCCCGUGUGGUAUCACAUAGGCGCGGAACCGGGACGUUCGUCGGCGAAGACGGCGGCUGCCAAGUGUCUCCGGAACAGGCAUGGCGUUGUCACUGUGGCUCAGUGCGGACAAGCGAUGCACCGGCUCCGACCGGAGAAUAUGGAACACUCCCCGCGACCGACGUGCCCGUGUGGGGAGUGCACGGAGGACCGACGUGUGUUUGGGUGCAUGGAUCCGCACAGAUGUGCGUGCGCGGCGGAGAGGCUCCUCGGGCGACUCCAGCCGAAAUGGAAUCCAGCCCAAACGUAUCACGCAGAUGGUCUGACGCUUACACCGGCACGCCGAAGGGCGAACGAGACGGCGAGGGCGGAGAAAGGCCGGGUGAUUUUUGACCCGUCGGUGACCCAGGCAGCGCCGCUUGCAGCGGUUUUCCGUGUGUUCGCGAAGCCGGUGGUUGAGGGUGAACCGGCCGCGGCCAGGCUCCCAAGGCCGUUUGGAGUGUGUGAGGAGGAAGUAGAAGUAUUCACGGACGGCUCGUGUAUUGGGAAUGGGUCGGCAAUGGCGCUGGCAGGGAGUGGGGCGUGGUUUGGGCCGGGCGACCUGCGCAACGUGGGCGCGCGGGUCCCAUACGACAUCCAGUCUAAUCAGACGGCGGAGAUCUAUGCGGUGAUCCUAGCGGAGCAACGGGUUCCCCCCUUUGCCCCGCUGCACGUCGUGAGUGAC
Molecule: messenger RNA, 777 nt
Organism: Trametes versicolor FP-101664 SS1
Lineage: Eukaryota; Fungi; Basidiomycota; Agaricomycetes; Polyporales; Polyporaceae
Product: RNase H
Exons: 1
Molecular function (GO): RNA-DNA hybrid ribonuclease activity; nucleic acid binding
Source: RefSeq, a predicted model, not a curated record